This is a messenger RNA of Ilyonectria robusta, 4086 nucleotides long. RefSeq lists its product as uncharacterized. Gene Ontology annotation, molecular function: DNA binding; DNA-binding transcription factor activity, RNA polymerase II-specific; zinc ion binding. The transcript is spliced from 9 exons. NCBI's taxonomy places the organism in Eukaryota, Fungi, Ascomycota, Sordariomycetes, Hypocreales, Nectriaceae. Gene Ontology annotation, biological process: regulation of DNA-templated transcription; DNA-templated transcription. The coding region runs from base 1 to 4086 and encodes 1361 amino acids. The record is from RefSeq and is a predicted model, not a curated record.
AUGGCGGGUUCAUCACUAUCCCACAUACUCGACCCUCCGCGGCCUUCGACGGGGCCGGCGAUGCUCGCGACGCAGUCUUAUCCUCUCCAUCCGCCCCAUCUCCCCGUGUCAGGCGUCGCAGCCCCCGGAGCUCCCAACGCCUUGCGACCAGCGCUGCUCCCGCCUACCUCCGCACCCGUCGUCGCAAUCCCCGGUCCUCCGGCCGGUCCUCCGCCUCCCAAUCUUCCGGACUCGCCCACGGCCUCGACUCCAAACCGAGGCCAUACUGGUCCCUCACUGUACGCCUGCGGUGACUGCGGCCGUCGAUACUCCCGCCCCGAGCACCUCCAACGACAUGUGCAGACGCAUACUCUCGGCCGGCGCUUCGCCUGCCAGAUCUGUGGAAAGACCUUUGCCCGGGCCGACCUGAAGAAGCGUCAUGAGGUCAACCAUGAAAACGACUCCUCCAAGAAGCGCCGCCGCACCGCCAUGUCCCCCAACGCCGGUCGUGUCGCCCAUGCUUGUAAGGCCUGCGCUGUAGCCCGUGUCAAGUGCCAAGAGGACAAGCCUUGCCAGCGCUGCGUGCGCCGCGGCUUGACAUGCGUUUCGUCCGAGGCCGGGUCGACCGCCGCCAUGCACCUGGUGCACCUCUCCGCGAGUGCCCAUUCCACGACAUCCUCCAUUGCCGACAGCCUGGAAGACUCGAGUCCUCCUGCCGGAUAUCCCCCGCCCAGCAUGUCGGGCAGUGUCCCAGGUUCUACCUCGCUAGGCGCCCAGCUCAGCGUUGACCAAGCAUCUCCCUUGGAUCUGACAACUCCCCCCCGGCCCGAUGCUGGCCAGAUGGCUACCCCGGACACUGUUAUAGAUCAAGGCUCCUCUGACAACUACCCUCAAAAAAUGGACAUGGGAGCCAAGGUCCCGCUCGAUAUGGACCGUCUUCCCUUUGGCGAUUUCCUCCGGGACAUUCUGUAUGAGCAAAACUUUGACAAUCAAGACAAACUGGUUGAAGGCCAAGGCUUGGCGGUCCUAGACUUUUGCGACGAUACCAACAUGGAGCUCUCCGACUUCGACUUUAACACAUUGGACACUUGGAAUUCCGACACCACGGGCAAUUUUCCGAUCCAGCAGGAGACUCCCGAAACCGAAACGUCAAUUGACAUUUCCCAGAUGCGCCAGAGAGUCGUGAAGGUCUGGACUGAUUCGGCUUGGAGGUGGCAGCCCAACGGGACAGAGGAUACAUACGGUGAAACCAAGAACCUUCCUGUGCCAAGUGGAGAAGCCAACAGCCUUCAAGUCCGGGAGACGAGGAAGUGGCUAGUCCAUGACAAGCUGGAGCAAUCAGGGCGAGAUCGAGUGCUCGGUCUCGUAUUGAAAGCCUGUCGGCAAGAGUCGAUAUUCAACCGGGUCGCCGCGUCAUUCCCGUCCUGCGAUCUGGUGGAUACCUUGAUUCACAUCUAUCUCAACUUCCACGUAUCCCAAGUAUCGGGAUGGAUACAUUUUCCGACGUUCAAGCUGAACGAGCAGUGGCCGGAGUGGAUUGCUGCUGUCGCCGCUGCCGGUGCCGUCCUUGCGCCAUCUCCCACGCUACGCAGAUUCGGGCUCGCUCUGCAAGAGUCUUACCGUCUCACUAUACCAUUGCGAUUCGAAGAGGAUCACAGGUCAAUACAGGACCUGGGCCUUCUCCAGUCUCUGAUUCUGACACAGGACAUUGCACUGUGGAGUGGGAAUCGACACAAGAUGGAGAUUGCGGAAUGCCAUCUGGUCAUCCCUGUGACUAUGAUGCGGUAUCGCGGUAGGUAUCAGCGGUCAUCAUACCCUGCCAUUUCAGUCGAUCCCUCAGACGCAGGAGAGGUACUACAGGAAAAGUGGAAGAAAUGGAUUGGUCAAGAGCAAUGGAAACGUUUGGUCUUCCACGCGCAACAUCGCGAUGCUCAGACAUCGAUGACAACCUUGACAAACCCUGCCAUAUCGUACGCCGAGCUUACACUUCCUUUGCCUGCGUCGGGAGACCUAUGGUUCGCCAGAACAGCAGAGGAGUGGAAAAGACUGUACCUGGAACGAAAUGCCAGCGAGGCCAAGAGAGCGCCCUCAGUUGGCGAUCUAUUGCAUGAUAUCAACCUUCUCACGGCCAACCGACAUCGCUUGGAUGUGCAACUCGCGUUAUCAAUUUUCCUCCACGCCUUUUGGGCCUUGAUCUUGGAGUACAGAUCGCUGAGUGCCGCCCACCGGUCGCGUUCCUACACGCGGGGCUCUUUUGGGGGAUCGGCCUUGCUGCUCAGCCCUCGACAUCAACACCUAGUCCAGGACCUACACACGUUCCAAACAUUGACAUCAGAGUGGCCAGAGAUGUCAGCACAAGAGCGAGUCGUUCUCAACCUGCUGAUGAUGAAUCUGCACGUGUCGUUAGAUGACUUGCAGCUCUUCGCUGGAAAGGAAGGGGAGGACCAGGCGCGGCGGAUCUACCCAGUACUACAGCAGUGGGCCGAGAGCACUGAUUCCCGAUCAGCCAUCUGGUAUGCCGGGCAAAUUCUGCGGUACGCAAAGCUGUUCCCCGAGGGUCACCUGAAGGCGUUUUACGCGGUUGCGGUGCACCACGCGGCGCUUGCGCUCUGGACAUAUGGCGUUGUCACGCGAGCCAACCGACGGGAAUCAAGGCUUUCGCAACAGGAACCGAUCUACAUGGAUGGACCGGAAUCGCCAGCGCUGCAGAAGUUCAUCAACCUUGGGCAGGGGCGGACACUGAUCCGAGGACCUGGCCCGCAAACCCGGGCAUCCCAGGCGUCCAUUGAGGAUCCGCGACAAUGCAUGGAAGUAGCACAGGAAGUGUUGAAGGCGAACUUUUCAGGUGCCAAGGAGGUUGUACCAGCGAUUGUCGAGAACCUGUGCGGGUUAAUCCGGCAGCUGGGGAAUGCAGCGUGGGCGGUAGGGCUUGGAUACCGCACGGCCAUGGCCUCCUCCUCAGACCUCCCCAGCCCGGCGCUCGUCGCGACCACAGCUGCCUUGGCAACCGUCGGUGUCCUCGCUCUCGCCCGCGCAGCUCUCUGGCCCGCCCGUCCCAAGAUCUUCCCCAGCCCACUCAAGACCGGCUCCGGCUUGUCUACCGCCAAUUCGAACUCAUCUACGUCUUCCAAGGCGCUAGUUUACCACCCAGAUCUGUUACCCGGUGCGCGAGACGUCGACACGCCGUAUGGUAGCAUCCGAGUUUACGAGUUUGGCCCUGAGACGGGCGAGAAAGUCCUCUUCGUCCACGGAAUCAGCACUCCGUGCGUUACCCUCAUGCCCAUCGCCAACGCCCUUGUGGAGCGUGGCUACCGUGUGAUGCUCUUUGAUCUCUUUGGUCGUGGCUUCUCGGACGGCGUGGCAGACCUCCCACACGAUGCCCGCCUAUAUGUUACUCAGAUGCUCCUAGCCCUUGCCUCCAGCCCACUCCCUUGGACUGGCAAUCAGGCCCUACGCGUCAUUGGCUACUCCCUCGGCGGUGGCAUCGCUGUCCACUUCGCCAAUGCAUUCCCCCACCUCGUCAAGGACCUUGUCUUGCUCGCCCCAGCUGGUCUCAUCCGGGCUGAGUCCUUCGGCCGCGUCUCCAUGUUCCUCUUCAAGUCCGGCUUCAUCCCUGAGCGCAUCCUGGCUGUCGCUACUCGCAGCCGCCUCCAGAAGCCCAUUGCGUCGGGUCGCAAAGGGAAUACCCCCACCGCCGACGCCGUCUCUGCCGCCGCUAACGUCGCUGUGGCUGAGGCUGCUGAUCCGGCUUCCGGCGAAGCUGUUACGCCUCUCGAGAGCCGUGUCUUAGAAUAUGUCCGCUGGAUGGUGGUUCACCACCUCGGAUUCGUCCCUGCCUUCAUGUCCAGCGUCCGCCACGCACCCCUCACCGACCAGCACGAAAGCUGGGCUCAGCUCGCCAAGCGUGAGCCCGGCACCACGGCAAUUUUCUUGGCAAAGUCGGACGAGAUCAUCGAUCUCGAUGACUACCGCCGCGAAGCCCUACCUCUAGUUGGUGGAGAAGAGAGUGUUAGGUGGAGAGUCCUGCCAGGAGGCCACGACUUUGUCAUGACGCACUCAGACCAUAUCCUUACGGAGCUAGAGGCCAUGUGGGAGACGCAGUCUUGA